UCUCCCUCUCUCUCUCUCUCUCUAUAUAUAUAUACCCCCGCCCCGUAACCAGAACUCCUCAGUCUGUAUCCUUCUCCUCUCCAAUCCCACCUAACACUGUUAUCCAGAACCAAAACAAGACAGGCAAGCUACAGGAGACGAAAGCCGGAAUGGCAUCGGAGAAGGAAAUGGAGCCGGUGAUCAUCGGAAACUACGUGGAAAUGGAAACAGAAGGCAAGCCUAAUGACAUGAAAUCCAAGUUAUCCAAGUUGUUGUGGCACGGCGGCUCUGUUUACGAUGCCUGGUUUAGCUGUGCUUCCAACCAGGUGGCUCAAGUUCUGCUCACGCUGCCAUACUCAUUUUCUCAGCUGGGAAUGCUGUCCGGGAUACUUUUCCAGCUGUUCUACAGCUUGAUGGGAAGCUGGACGGCGUACCUGAUCAGCGUCCUGUACGUGGAGUAUAGAACCAGGAAGGAAAGAGAGAAAGCAGAUUUCAGAAACCACGUGAUACAGUGGUUCGAAGUUCUCGACGGGCUUCUCGGGAAGCACUGGAGAAACCUGGGUUUGGCGUUUAACUGCACAUUUCUUCUGUUUGGAUCUGUCAUCCAACUCAUUGCCUGUGCCAGCAACAUAUACUACAUUAAUGACAAUCUGGACAAGAGGACUUGGACUUACAUCUUCGGGGCUUGCUGCGCCACCACAGUGUUCAUCCCUUCCUUCCACAACUACCGAAUCUGGUCCUUUUUGGGCCUCCUCAUGACCACCUACACGGCCUGGUACCUCACCAUUGCCUCUCUUGUGCAUGGCCAGGUGGAGGGAGUGAGGCAUUCGGGGCCGAGCAAGCUGGUUCUCUAUUUUACGGGGGCCACAAACAUUCUCUACACAUUCGGGGGGCAUGCCGUGACUGUAGAAAUCAUGCACGCGAUGUGGAGGCCGGAGAAGUUCAAGGGGAUAUACCUGUUGGCGACGGCGUACGUACUGACGCUGACGCUGCCGUCGGCGGCUGCGGUGUAUUGGGCGUUCGGGGACAUGCUGCUGAACCACUCGAACGCGUUCUCGCUGCUGCCCAGGUCGGCGUUCAGGGACAUAGCGGUGGUGCUGAUGCUGAUCCACCAGUUCAUCACCUUCGGUUUCGCUUGCACGCCCCUGUACCUGGUGUGGGAGAAGCUCAUAGGGCUUCACUCGUGUAAGAGCCUGUGCAAGCGCGCGGCGUCGAGGUUGCCAGUGGUCAUCCCGAUCUGGUUCUUGGCGAUCAUAUUCCCGUUCUUCGGUCCGAUCAAUUCCACGGUGGGAUCGCUGCUUGUCAGCUUCACGGUGUACAUAAUCCCGGCUCUUGCUCACAUCUUUACCUUCCGCUCUCCCACCGCUCGUCGGAAUGCGGUGGAGCAACCGCCCAAGUACCUGGGGAGAUGGGUGGGCUCGUACAUCAUCAACGUGUUCGUGGUGAUAUGGGUGAUGGUUGUCGGGUUCGGAUUCGGAGGGUGGGCCAGCAUGGUUAACUUCAUUCGCCAGAUUGAUUCCUUCGGCCUCUUCACCAAGUGCUACCAGUGCCCUCCUCCUCCUCUUCCUCCCUCUCUUCUCAACGCCACAGCCUCCGCUGCCGCCGCCGCCCCUUCGCCUCAUCACCACCACUGAUCAUGCCGCCCUUCAUCUAAUCGGCAUCAUGGUUACCGGGAAGGCUGUGCCAGAGCUUCUGAUAUUAUAUUUUCACCGAUAUUGAUGACAUGAUCCCUCUGUUGCGUUCAUAAACUUUGUAACCUUCAACUCUUGUCUUUGUAAUACUAGAUUUCAUUAGUUAACAAGAACCUUGUGAUGAGGAUGACGUGACUUCGAAAAAUGACUCAGAAAAACAAGAUUACAAGUUUGAAACUUC
Prosopis cineraria is the source of this 1851-nucleotide messenger RNA. RefSeq names its product auxin transporter-like protein 5. Bases 150 to 1613 code for a protein of 487 amino acids. Gene Ontology annotation, cellular component: plasma membrane. The transcript has 6 exons. The record is from RefSeq and is a predicted model, not a curated record. Lineage: Eukaryota; Viridiplantae; Streptophyta; Magnoliopsida; Fabales; Fabaceae.